AUGGGACUUGGCUUUAGUUGUCUCGGCGCCGGGGUAGCUUCGUGGGUUGUCUCGGCAGUUGCUUCUUGCUUUUCUGCUGCAGCGUGUAACCUAGCUUGUAAAUCAUGUAAUUGUAAUAAUUCAAUAGCAACCAGGAUAGGGUUUGCAAUUAUAUUACUAUUGAAUUCUAUGCUUGCAUGGAUUAUGUUAUCAGAUUGGGCCAUAAAGCAGUUAGAGAAGAUAACGUAUGAUUAUUUACAAUUGAAUUGUCAGGAGGGAACCUGUUAUGGAGUCUUUGCCGUCCACCGUAUUUGCUUUGCAUUAUCAUUUCUUCAUCUUAUUUUGGGACUUUUGGUAAUUGGAGUAAAAGAUACACGUGAUAGUAGAGCUGCGAUCCAGAAUGGAUGGUGGGGACCCAAAGUAUUGUUGUGGAUUAUUCUUAUAAUAGCAUCAUUUUUCAUUCCAAAUCAAUUCUUCAUAUUCUGGAGCAAUUAUAUUGCCUUGAUCGGGGCAACUUUAUUUAUUCUAGUUGGUUUAGUCCUUUUAGUUGAUUUUGCUCACACAUGGAGUGAAACUUGUAUAAUGAGAUGGGAGGAGACUGAUAGUGACAAAUGGAAAUAUAUUCUUAUCUGGUCUACAAUUACCAUGUUCUUGGCUUCAAUUGUGCUUACAGGAAUCAUGUAUGGCUUUUUUGGUGGAUCUGGAUGUGGUCUGAACCAGUUUUUUAUCACUUUCAACCUUAUAUUGUGUAUAAUUGUGACAUUCUUGAGUAUUGCUCCUGCUGUACAAGAAGCUAAUUCUCACUCGGGAUUAUCACAAGCUUCCAUGGUGGUUAUUUAUUGUACGUAUAUUAUUUUAAGCGCAGUUGCUAAUGAACCUGACGAUAAUAUGUGCAAUCCAUGGAUAAGAAGCCGGCUGCAACUCAAAGUAAGACAUCGAUUACAUAAUUUAAUUGAAAAAUAUCAUUUAUUAAUGACUAACUUGCCUAACGGUUUCCAAUCACAAACAAAUUAUGACGCUGUCGAGAGCGGCAUAAUGCCAGCUUCAGCUGUGGAUGAUGACGAUGAAAAUGGUCUUGAUGAUGAAAAGAAUGGAGUUGCUUAUAGUUACAGUUUCUUUCACCUCAUAUUUGCAAUUGCUUCCAUGUAUGUCGGGAUGCUUUUAACGAAUUGGAAUCACGUAACGACUACUGGAUCCGAUGAACUCGUUAUCAUUGGGCAAUCUUAUGUCGCUGUAUGGGUAAAAAUUGUUUCCGGUUGGAUUUGUUUAUUAUUAUAUACGUGGACACUUAUCGGACCGGUUCUUAUGCCAGAAAGAUUUGAGAUGGGAAUCGAAAAACAACCAAACCUGUCAAAUUAUACGAAGAAGCAGAUGCGUAAUUUACGCUUAUUUCUAUUAUUGUUCUUGGUCAUCGUAAUAACGUUUUUCACGUUAUCGAAUUUCACAAACGAUUAUGGGGAACUUUCUGGUAAUAAUAAUGUACAGGAUAUGAAAUGCCCACAUUAUAAAAUCAUGUUACUUAUCUAUUCGGAGGUGGAAGAUAUCGAUAAACGUGCGUUAAUGAGAGAAGGAUUGUUCGGUAUUACCGAUAAUCUGGUCCCUUGCAUGAAACAAGAUGAUGCAAUAUUUUACCGAUUCCUGAUAAAAAAGAAGAAAUAUGAAUACAUUAAUGAAAUUGUCCUGAGAAAAUAUAAAUCAGAACAAAUUGAAUAUAAUGAUAUUGGAGAAAUUGAAGUUUUGAAUGGUGAUUGGCAACUAUCUGCACUUAAAUACGCACAAUUGUUAAAAAAAACGUGCAUGUCAUUCGAUCAUUUAGUAUUGACCGAAGUUUACACUAUGAUAAAUCUUGAGAGACUUCAAAAGAAAAUCUCCUCAUCAAAAAUAGCCGACCAAACGAUCUCAAAUACACAAAAGAUUGUAUGGGGUUCGUUCAAUUCCAACAUAACGGAUAGAAUGGCUGUAAUAAUAGGAUCUUCAGCUGUUCAAACAAUCUUGGAUAAUUCGGAAGAAUAUGUAUCGACGAAUGAUACCAGCGUUAUCACCAGAUUUUAUCAUUAUCACUACGAUCAACUAACGGAAAAAAUUCCCAAUGAUUUGAUUUUGGCUAAUGAUCAAAUGGGUAUAAUAGAAUGGCCAAAUUCGAUCAAUAGCAUACCUUGCAUAGAUUGUGUAAUAGCCAUAGGCAACAUCUAUCAAGAUUGGGAAUUUCGGAAGAUUAAAAAAGAGCUGAACAUUUUAACAAUAAAUCCUUGCAAGGUACGAUCUGACCUUAAAAGGUAUUCAAGGGGGACUACGAGUAAUUUAAGGCCCAAAAUCGUCGUGGCGACAAGUAGCUUUUUAUAUCAUGAUAAUUGUAUGUCGGAGGCCGCCUCUCUUUCCGCGCAGAAUAAACGGGAAUAUGCCGAAAAGCAUGGGUAUGCGUUAGUGCCUCGUUCUAGCGAAUACGCUCAACAAAACUAUCGAAAGAGGGACGAAGUUUGGGGUAAGAUCGACGCCGUUGAGAAAAUUUUACCUUAUUAUGAAUGGUUAAUUUGGUUAGACAUGGACGCUAUUUUUACCAAUAGGACUUUAUCGGUUGAACAUUUGUUGGAGAUGUGUACGGAAAGGGUUGGUGGAAAAGAAGCAUUUGAAAACAUCAAUUUCAUUGUGGCUAGACCCAUUGGGGAUGACAUGAUUAAUGCCGGUGUUUUCUUGAUUAGAAAUACCGAAUGGGCGGUGGAUUUCAUCAGGGAUGGUAUACAAGCUAGGAGGGAUCGUGCAUAUCGAGGUAUGAAAGAGCAACAGGCCAUGCGUGACGCAAUUAAACACCCAAGAUGGGAACCAAAUGUGUUGUUUUUAGAUGGGGAUGAUCAUACGAUAAAUACGUUUCCUGAUAGAUACAUUCUGGGUGAUUACAUUGUACAUUAUGCCCCUGAAAAGGGGUGCCCUGCCAAUCCUUUAAUCGCUGGCAUAACAAAAGUUAGAGUGAUGGAGCAGAACCCUGAGAAUGAAAUACAAAUACCUUUUUAA
Messenger RNA from Funneliformis caledonium, 2988 nucleotides. NCBI's taxonomy places the organism in Eukaryota, Fungi, Glomeromycota, Glomeromycetes, Glomerales, Glomeraceae. The record is from the annotation of a GenBank genome assembly.